CACACAUACUCAAUUUUUUUUUUUUUUUGAAUAUGCAUACAUAUAAAUUAUCGAUCAUUGUCGCACUACCUAUUGUCAUCGGUGUAGAUUUUAUAAUGUUUUAAUAAAGAGAAUUUGUUUUUACAGGAAAUCGAUCCAUGUUGGUUCAGAGGUAACUAUAUAUAUAUAUAUAUAUACGAAUGUGAAUAUUUCUUUUGAGAAAUCUACUCUGCUUGAUUUUUUUUUGUUACCAGAGAUAUACAAAUAAUAAAAAUGUUUUUAUUUAAUAAGCGUGUCUUUUGCAUUAAUUCAUUCCAAGUACCAUGUGAGAUUCGAGUCUUUUUUUUUCAAAUCGUAUAUAUUAUUGCCCUUUGCUUCGCCGAGAUCCACGAGUUCCGUUUCGCAAAAAAAAACUGCGCCGACAGCGAAAUAUUCAGCCGCGGGAAAGCGUUUCUGCGUAUUUCCGGCAUUCAAAAGACUGUUUACCAUCGGUUGCUGUCUGUUCAGUGUAUUGUAUAUAUACGCGCAUAUAUAUGCGAUAUACAUUUUACCGUAUAUAUAACCUCAAAAACGACGAUUUGAGUUUGGUGUCGCGUCGUUUUUGAUUGUCCGGAUGAAAUGUACUCGCUACAGUAAAUUUACUUAAAACGAGACUCGAAUAAUUUUAUCAUAGUAUCUUAAUUUGUCGUGCAAAUAACAAGAAAGUCAUUCUACCUCGGAAUCCCACAAAGCUCAUACGCUAUUGAUAUUCUUUGGAAGUAUGGAUCCAGAAUUUUUGUCACGGCUCAUCCCACAGAGUAAGGAACAAGCCAGACCCGCUUGCAGAAAAUGCGGUUACGCCGGCCACUUGACGUAUCAGUGCAGAAACUUUAUAAAAGUAGAUCCGAACAAAGAAAUAGUUUUGGAUGUUAGCAGUACAAGCUCGGACAGCGACGAGGAAUACGUUACACCAUUGACGGAGCUCCGUGAAAAAGAACUCGAAUUAAGGAAGUCCCUGAAAACCGCUGAAAAGCAAAAGAGUAAAAGAGCCUCUAAAAAAACAAAGAAGCGCAAAGAAGAGAGAUCGAGAAGCUCGAGUGAUUCGGAGAGCGGGAGCACGGAUAGCCACGAGGAGGAGAAGAGAAGCAAAAACAAACGAAAGAAAAGGAAGAAAAAGUCUAAGAGCAAAAAGCACAAAAAGCAUAAAAAGACAACCUCGGAUUCGAGCGACUGAAUCGAUAUUAAUUGAAAGAAAAAGGUAAUUCUGAAAAUAGAUGUAGCGAUAAUGGGAAUAACAACCGGCUCUAGAUUUUUCAGUGCAUUAUAAAAAGUAAUUUCAUAUUUUUUGAUAACUUAACAAAUAUUUAAAGAAAUUGUAUCGGAGUUUCUAGUUUUCUCCAUCGACGCUGUCGAACUCUGGAAUGACGUUGUUAAACAUAUCCCGUGUGAAAGAUGUAAUUUUUUUGUAUUCAUACUUUACGAAUAAAGUAAUAAUACUCUAUUUUCGAAA
This is a messenger RNA of Venturia canescens, 1468 nucleotides long. RefSeq names its product protein SREK1IP1-like. The coding region runs from base 740 to 1192 and encodes 150 amino acids. The record is from RefSeq and is a predicted model, not a curated record. Gene Ontology annotation, molecular function: nucleic acid binding; zinc ion binding. NCBI's taxonomy places the organism in Eukaryota, Metazoa, Arthropoda, Insecta, Hymenoptera, Ichneumonidae. The transcript has 2 exons.